AAAAAGGAUCCCCUGGCAGCUAAACAACCGAAACCAACUCAUAAUAUCCUACAGAUAAAAGAUGUGAACAUACCAAGGAGUCCAACAUUAGAACAAUUGGGAUUAAAACGAACAAAACCAAUGCUACAACAAAACUCAAUUGGAAAAUUGACUGGUACAAAUACUGGAUAUUGGAAACCAGGGCGAGAAAAUACCCAAAGAGACAAAGAAAAUCAUAGCUCUAAAAUGCCAGAUUUUGUUCAUAAUGCAUUAAAACAGACAUCCCAACUAAUGGGUGACAUUGACCAUAUUUUACAUAAUAACGGAGAAUUUGGACCGAGUAGACUACAAUGAGUUAUGGCAUCAGGACUACAAUUAAAUUUCUUGCUUAUUGCCAAUGCUAAUGCUACCUGUGUAAU
Molecule: messenger RNA, 398 nt
Organism: Owenia fusiformis
Lineage: Eukaryota; Metazoa; Annelida; Polychaeta; Sabellida; Oweniidae
Source: the annotation of a GenBank genome assembly